AUGGAGGCAAAGGGCUUGAAUAUCCGGGGUGUGCAUAAGCUUUGGGAUGCAUCGGAAGAGGUUAGACGAAGGCUUCGUGCAGGAGUGGGGGUCCUGCAUGAGGAAACAAAACUCACCGUGGACAACCGUGUUUCUUCUCUGAACUCUUCUGUCCUACGUCCACUUCUUUUGAUAGUGGCCUCCGACAGCAACCGCAAGCUCCCGGCUGUGGAUGACCUCCGGACAGAACUUGCUGCCCUCUUCGAAAGCAACAAACGCUUGGGAGACGAGGUGGACAAGUUUGUGGCCCUGCAAUCCGUCCAUAUCAGAAAGCUCUUGAGCUUCGUGAAAGCGAAGGUUAGAAGGAUCCGCUUCCAGGAGCUGUGCCUGACCCUGGACCCCAGCCUCCAGGCGAUUGUCGAUGCCAUCAACGAUCGCAUUCGAGCUCGUUCUGCAGAUCCCUCCUCAGAGGAGGAGACGGAUGAGGACGACUACGACGAGGACGAAAAUGCGCCGCUGGCAGAUAAUGAUUCCGGGGAGACCGCGCUAGAGGAUGCCUCGACUCCGGCCCCAGCCAACCCAGAGCCCGACUACGACGCCGCCUCCCAGCAGUGCCGACUCCGAUCCCUCUCGCAUCAGAGCUCCUUCAGCCUCGCUUCGGAUGGUGACGAGACCCAGCCGUGGGAUGGGCAACCAGCUGAGGGUGUGGAGGGUGCUCUGAACCUGAGGAGGCAGGAGCUCAAGGGCCAGAACAAGCACGGCCGCAGGCCAGCUCUCGAUGCGACGGAUCCGGCAGAGGCGACCUCGAAGUGCAAGAAGGCCAAAGUGGCCAAAGGCCCAAAAUCCAAGCUUCGCAAGCUUCGCAAGAUGAGGCGAAGCGCGGAGAACAUCGAGGCGGUUGCGACCGAAGCGGCUCUUCCCGACGAAGAGGAUGACGAUCAGCCGGAGGAGGAAGAGGAGGAAGAGCCUUCAAAGCCGAAGGCCAAAGCGAAGGCCAAGCCUUCGGGAAAGGCCCCGAAGGCCAAAGCGAAGGCGAAAGCGAAGGCCAAGGCCAAGGCGAAAGCCAAGGCCACGGCUAAGGCCAAGGGAAAAGCAAAGGCGAAAGCCAAGUCGUCGGCAAAGCGUGCCACAGCGGAGGCGGAGGAGACGCCCGCACCGAGGGCGAAAGCGAAGGCGAAGGCCAAGUCCGGCCCGACGGCGCAGGAGCUGAGCAGUGUCAGCCUGAGGGAUGGGCUUUGGUACUUGGAGGUGACGAAGCCGGAGCAGCUCGCCGAGAAGAUGGUUGCCUACGUCAAUCUGUUCCCUGAGCUGCCAUUGUCUGCAGCCUCCAAGUGCAAGCUCAAGUCGGAGCUCGUGGAUUUGACGUUUUGCCAGCUUACGAUUUACUGGACCCGGGCCACAGUUGGAGUCUUUGCGAAGAAGGACAAGCGGGAGAUCGCGAAUUUCUCGCCGCCCACUGCCUUCAAGGAUCUCCCUUGGUCCAAGAAGCAGGCCUUGGCUUUGAAGACGGGCGAGCUUUUGGGGCGCUUCGUGGACUUUAUCAUCGCUGAUGAGUACAUCACGGGCUCGGACCUUGCAGAGAGCCCCGAGGUUUCGAUGAUGACGCUAGUGUUGCGAGGGCAGAUGCAUGCUGCCUUGGCAAUGAUGGCCUGA
Symbiodinium necroappetens is the source of this 1632-nucleotide messenger RNA. Lineage: Eukaryota; Dinophyceae; Suessiales; Symbiodiniaceae. The record is from the annotation of a GenBank genome assembly.